AAAGAACCGGCGACGUUGAAAAACUUCCGGAUUUCCGGACUGCACGUGUCAUCUGAUGACUUAGUCAUUCAUCAGUGCAGAAAAGAUGCGCAGAAACUGGGAUCGCGAAUUCAAGUGCAGAUGCAAUUUUUUUGAAUGGUCUCUCGUAAUAUAUUAAUUAAAUAUUCAUUAUUCGAUGACUGUGCAAACGUGCAAAUGUGUGGGAUAAGAGCAGAGAAUUACAAAAAUUAGAUGUUGAGUUUGAACCGACGAGAUAAAAUUGAAAGAAUUUGAUUCAGAACAAACUUCGGGACUGGUAAUUUUGAUAUGUUAUAACAGCUUAAUUCUAUAGUAGGGUAAAUUUCUAGUACACUCACAACCGCUAAUCGUCGAUAAUACUUGAAUUAUGACGUUCGUUUAUGAAAAAUCAUCUUUGAGGCCUAUGAUCGGUUAAAAAAUUGCAUAAUUUCUAGUUAAUUUUAAAGCUCAAGGCUGCAUCUUGACUCGUGUACUGCUGGUAAUCGUGUACUGCCGGUUAUCGUGUUUUGGAGGUUUAUUUAAAACUAUUUGAAAGGUUCGUCAUAUUCAACUUCGAAGGGAGUCUGUAUUUCUUCCGCCAUGCCUCCAGCUGGUGCUGGUGGUGGUGGAAAUGACAGCAGCAGCAGCGAAGGUGGGGGCGCUGCGUCUAAAGUAAAACUGAGGGCCUUCCGCGGCCCCGGCAGGAGCUCCCUGAGAGAACGCCGUCGAGGAGUCCUGCUGUUACCGAUGCUUAACGUGCCACCGGCGUCAGGUGAUUUUUCUGAUACUGCAUCCACUGCUUCGCUGCCGCCAUUACCUCAUAUGAGGUCCCCGGUGAUGUACAACGCGGGUGGUGGCAUUGUCUUCAACUUGGGCCCUGAACAUCAUCAGCAAUACAAUCAACACCACAGUGUCCCGUAUCACGGGUAUUCAUCGCAUGACGCUUCAAGGUUUCAAGGACCCAAUCCGUAUCAUUCUUUUUCCACACCACCUUCGCCGACUCGUUCUUGCUCCGAAUUUUCUUCUUUUUCUUUCCCAUCAAAGCAGCGGUCACCAUCGCGUCUUUCUUCAUCGCGUCUGUCGCUUUCGACGCUCAGUAAAGUUUGUUCAGUGCUACGAUCUUCCUCCAAUGUCCAAAACACGUACAAUGGCUGCAAAAAAUCGAAUAGUGUUAUUGUCACUGGCUCGCUGUGUGAUAAUAACAACGGUUUUGCCAAACAAGGCCAUAAUUUGUGCGGUAACUAUUCCGGUAGCUACAACAACAAUUACGAAAACAACAUUUACAAAAAGACAAACAAGUUCAGUGGAGUUUCUGGUGUUCCGGUGCCGACACGACGGUUCCCUUUGUGGCGCACGCCAACGCCUCUAAGGAGAGCUUCGACUCCUACUCCACCUCGACGGGCUGCUUCUCCUCCAAGAACUCCUUCUACUCCUUCUGCAGGAGUAACAAGGAGGUCCUUUUCAGCCCCGAGGACAGAAUGGGGAGGUUCAGUUUGGGGACUAGGAGGCAGUUUUUCAGCAGGUCACCGAACUGAUGAUAUGCCACCAAAAUUUAUUCUUCAGCGGCUUCUGGCUCUUCGGUCUCGUCCAGGUCUCGCUUCGGUCUCGUGGGUGCUGCAGACCGGAGAAGAGACCCUGCAGCAGAUGCAGCUUCUGCAGACCGGCGUCCAGACUCUUGCUGCAGCCAACAAGAAUCUCCUCGAGUUCAAGCAAUUCUACAGACUUGCUGAGCGCCACCUAGACAACGGCUGCUGUGCGCUGGACGAGCCUCGUGUAGGCGCGGAGAGCUCGACGCACGACGCCAGCGUGCGCGCCCUCGCCGGCGCCCUCAAGCUCCACGUGACGCUCUUCAACAAGCGCCUCCUGCUGGCCAAAGAGGCCUUUGAGGACACUGCUCGCUGCUACAAUCUCCUUGAUAAGACGUACGAAUGGGCGCUGGAGACGAUGCGUGUGGUGAAUCGCGUGAAGACGGUGGGCGUGGCAUCGCCUGACCAGGUGGGUGCCGCGGCGCAGUCCCUCGCUGCGCAUGCGCAGCGGCACCCGCCACCGUCGGCUGACACCUUCGCCAACAUGGUGUCUCUUGCGACCAAACUUGGCAACGCGACACUCCUCCAGCAAGUCAAGAUGGGCGAGAGCCGCUGCCAAGAGACUCUGUCGUUGCUGCAGAGCCGUCAAGCGGCUCUCGUAAAAGCUCGUCGCCAGAUGGAAUUUGACUGCCAAAGCUUCGUGGACCUCAACGAAGUUCUGGACAGUGAUGACCCAUCACCCUUUUCGUGGUUAAUAGGAACUCCCUUGAACAGCUCGGGCCGAAGGCGUUCUUCCUCCGCGUCCACAGCCUCCAAAUCUCGCGAAACCUUGUCUCGAUGUUCUUCCUUGGACAUCGAGGACGACGGCAUGUUGGUAGAAGCGAAGCAACCUCUGGAAGGCCGAAGCAGUUUGGGAGGAAUCAAAGAGGUUCGAGAAAGUGUGGAGGAACUUGACAGGGAUCUAAAUGCCCGUAACGAUUCAAUGUCGUUUUCUAAAGCCGUAAGCAAUGCAAUUGAAAGUCUCGACCCCCUGUCAUCUUCCAAUCCUCACACAAAGCUUUCAUCGACUUUCAACUCGCGUGACUUGAGCUCCGGCUUCGUCAUGAGUCCCAUACACAACCAAAGCCAAAGCCUGAAUCUGGCCUCCCUGCCGGCAUCCAUGAGUAACAAUGCUAAUGGUAACAAGCCUACCAGGAAUCGUUACUUGUCGUCCACGGAUUCCAGCAACAGCAGUGGCGGUAGCAACAGUUCGUGCGGGUCGCGAGGUAGCGACCAAAUCGCCAUCACCCAACGCGCCGCCAACCACAAGUCUCUGCAGAGGGCAAGUGCUUGGCCGUACGGAGCAGCCCUUGACGACGCCCAGCUACAACCCCACCAUGACAGCCUUAUGGAGGAUGAGGACGAGGAAGAGCUGCUGGAGGAGUCUGGCUUUGGCGGGUCUGACGAGGUGCGAGAGGAGCGCGUGGGGAGCCUCGUCCUGCCGCCAUCGUCGGCCAACUCCCAUCUGCUCACCCGCUCGUCACAGCUCGACAUCACCGGCCAGAGCUUCGUCGAGGGCGAUGCUAAGAAAAACAUCAAACUCUGCCACAUCAUGAGCGAGCUCAUCAAGACUGAACAAGACUAUGUGCUGUCUUUGGAGUACAUCAUCGAGAAUUACCUGCCCGAGCUGCUGCGCGAGGACAUCCCACAGGCACUGCGUGGUCAGCGUAACGUCAUUUUCGGUAACAUCGAAAAAAUCCACGAGUUUCAUCGCGGCUAUUUCUUAAAGCACCUCAAACAGUGCGAGAGAAAACCUCUGGAUAUCGGCCGGAUAUUCUUAAAAUAUGAGCGCCAGUUCUACCUCUACGCGCUCUACAACAAAAACAAACCGAAGUCGGACGAGCUCAUGGCUGAGUACGGUUCCGUGUUCUUCCGCAAAAAGCAACUUGAGAUCGGAGACAAGAUGGACCUCGCGUCAUACCUGCUGAAGCCCGUGCAGAGGAUGGGCAAAUACGCUCUUCUGCUCACUCAGCUGGUUCAGUUGACGACGGGUAGCGAGGCGUGCCACCAGCUGACGGAGGCGCAGCAGAUGGUGCAGUUCCAGCUGCGCCACGGCAACGACCUGCUCGCCAUGGACUCCCUUAAAGACUGCGACGUUAACCUGAAGGAGCAAGGGCAGCUACUGCGGCAGGCGGAGUUCCUGGUGUGCGAGGGCAGCAGGGGGCGCAAGACCCCCCGGCAUGUCUUCCUCUUCGAAGACCUCAUCCUCUUCAGCAAAGCUCGCAAGGACCCUGAGAAGAAGAACCUCGACAUCUUCCAGUACAAGCACAGCAUGAAGAUGACCGAUAUCGGUUUAACGGCGCAGCUAGACAGCGGUUACAAAUUCGAAAUCUGGUUCCGCAAGAGGAAACCGUCCGACACCUACGUUCUGCAGGCCUCGUCUCUCGAGGUGAAGGAAGCUUGGACCGAGGAAAUUUCCAAGCUGCUUUGGCGCCAGGCUCUUCGUAACCGAACUUUGAGGCAGCAUGAAAUGUCUUCCAUGGGCAUAGGGAACAAACCUUGCCUUGAUAUCCGGCCGAGCGAAGAUCAAAUCAACGACCGAUCUGUGUCUGUCGCUUGCAAACAACCCGUGCGACCUCGUCUGGAGGCAUCGAUGUCUGUGGACUCGGCCACAUCAUCCGCAAACAACAGCAACUCCAGCCACGGCAACUCGGCGCUGCGUCGUCCAUACUCGAUUAUUUCCGUGUCUUCCUCGUCCUCUUCGAACGCUUCGUCGCAGCCAUCGUCUUCGUCAUGCGGUGGAACCGGACAACCUUUCGUUGCCGGAACCAUCAACCUCGGAUUCGAGUCCGGAAAUUCGCCACGACCGCUCCACCGCUCCGUUACACGGACAAGCCAAUGUAGCGCCGAAAGUGGCAUCAUGGCCGACAUGUACCCAGCUGACCAAUACGACUCAAGCCUUCAUCACAAUUCCCUACACCAGUCUUUAUACAGUCACUCCCAGUCACAUUUUCGUGUUGAACGUUCUAAUUCCACCGUGACCUCCGUUUCCAUCGACUCUGGGCUCUCGCCGACGUCUCCCUCUAACCACAGCCCAGCUUCUUACUCUGCAUCUUCCUCCACAAGCCCGUCCACUGGGUCGUCAGAUAUGCUUUCUGUCAAUAAUACUCAAGAAGAGGAUGCUUCUGAUCUAAAUAACGACAUCCUAUCUUCUCUCGCAUCCGUUUCAAUCGUUGAAUCUUCCAGAAAAACUGUUGAUAAAAUAGAAAAUUUUACUGCACUUACCUCAGAGGCCGCAUCCAAUUGUCAUUCUACAUCUUCAUCGUCGUCGUUGGCUGGAGAAACAAAUGAGGAACGGGCGGCUGAAAUAAACGACUACACAACUCUGGAUGCGGAAGGCGUCAAGACAUUGCUGACGACUGAGGUAUAACUAACUACCCUUCAUUGCUUCAUCUCCAAUGAUGCGCGAGUAAAGUUUGCCCAGGAUUUUUCACCAAUAAUCGAUGCAGUAUUUAUUGGGUGAAUUAGCCUUUCUAAAUGUAUACAAUUUUGUACCCUUAAUCCUCCCUGGCUUCUCCAUACGAUGAAUUUCCAUUGACAUGGGAUCAACAGUUGGAGUUUUGUUCAACAACACAUCGUUCUUCCUUCUUUGGUCUGUGCGUUCGGCGCUUGGUGGAGAAUCAUGGAAGUGGCUGUAAAAAAUGUAUAUAAUUUGUUAUUGACUGUAUGUUGUGUGAAAAUGUAAACCAUUUCUUAAACUUAAUAAAUAAUCCUCUAAAUGUAUGAAGCGGGAUCCAUGUUUUUAUUUCUUGUUGUGUUUGUUCAAUUUGUCGUUUGACUUCUUCGUUAAUUAGAAUUCUGUUGUCUAGAAUAAAUUGUCUCCAUUAUCUUUCCCUUUAAUGUUUUCCUUACUCUUUUAUAUCAGACUUCUGAUUUAUUGAUAAUAGUUGAAUAAAAAGCCGCUAACUUCAAAUUUGGCCGCUUAACCAAGGCAACACUUGAAGUUUUCUUACAACGAUCACCCUCAACAUCCCAACAUUUGAUAGUUGAACCAAUAUUUUUUGUUAAUAUUAUUUCAGUUCAGCCAUGCUCUAUUUAAUAAACAUUUUCGGGAUUGAAUAGCGCAUUAAAUAGAGCCCAGUUUCACCAGGAAAAAUUUGCAACGCACACAAAUUGCUUCAUAUAACUCACUGUAACAGAACAUACUGUCCUACAACUCGCUGUAACAGAACAUACUGUCCUACAACUCGCCGUAACAGAACAUACUGUCCUACAACUCGCCGUAACAGAACAUACUGUCCUACAACUCGCUGUAACAGAACAUACUGUCCUACAACUCGCUGUAACAGCACAUACUGUCCUACAACUCGCUGUAACAGAACAUACCUACUGCUCAAAGUGAAGGGAUGUGUCGUUACCUAGACCACUUCAUAUCAACCCAAGCGACACACAUUGAAUUCCCAGAAAUGUCGCCUUUCUUCCUAUUGUCAUUUGUCUGUGUUAAUCUUCGAGCUACAACUGUACCAUUCGGGCUAUUAUUUAACUGUCCACGAGAUGUUUUACUAUCAAUUAUUCUUGUAUCUGUGUACAUACUAUGCUUACAUUAUAGUUGCCAUGCAUUUUCUUGUUGAAUAUUCUUAUUUGUGGAAACGCAAGUAGUUUUAAUUUUGAUUCGUGAAUAAAAUUGAUAACAGUGAACAUGGAGGAAUAUUGGUAGUCAACGUAAGCGCUGUUGAAUUGUGCUUUUUUCCUUCUUUAGUUUUUUAGGCGAUACAUUUUCAUAAGUUACGAUCAAACCCACCUUUUUAUUAUCAGAUAAUGAUUUAUUAAGAAACUUGUUAGCCCAGCAGCAUGCUCGCGGUAUGGAGGAUGGACGGACUUGUAUAACUAUUUUUUAUGGCUAAUAUGCUGUGUAUAAUUAGAGUGCAUCUGAAUGGAUGCAGCUAAUACAGUCUAGAAGAAUAUUACGAUAGUCAUCAUAUAAAUUAUUUCCAUUUGGUGAACUACAGAAAGUUGUCUCAUAGCUCUUCUGGAAAACAGUCGUUAAUGAAUGAUAUAAACUUUCUUCCUUAGAUUUGUACGUCUAUAAACCGUAGUAGGUAACAUAUCCUCGUUUGUACUCAUGCUUCGGAUAUAAAUAAAACAAAAACUCAA
Molecule: messenger RNA, 6656 nt
Organism: Hyalella azteca
Lineage: Eukaryota; Metazoa; Arthropoda; Malacostraca; Amphipoda; Hyalellidae
Product: triple functional domain protein-like
Exons: 15
Coding region: 598-4932 (1444 amino acids)
Biological process (GO): intracellular signal transduction
Molecular function (GO): guanyl-nucleotide exchange factor activity
Source: RefSeq, a predicted model, not a curated record